Molecule: messenger RNA, 963 nt
Organism: Panicum virgatum (switchgrass)
Lineage: Eukaryota; Viridiplantae; Streptophyta; Magnoliopsida; Poales; Poaceae
Exons: 1
Coding region: 1-963 (320 amino acids)
Molecular function (GO): zinc ion binding; nucleic acid binding
Source: RefSeq, a predicted model, not a curated record
AUGGGUCUCGAUCAUACCAUCGUCCAGCCUGAAGCUGGAAAGGAUGAACGCACAAAACCUGAUAAAGCAAAGGCGUUGCAUUUUUUGCAACAUCAUCUCCACCCAGACCUGAAAUCUGAGUACAUGACGGAGAGGGAUCCACUGGUAUUAUGGCAGUCCCUGAAGGGCCGUUUCAGCCAACAGCGGUCAAUUGUGCUCCCAAGAGCACAACAGGACUGGAUCAACCUACGCUUCCAAGACUUUAAGUCUGUGGCAGCGUACAACUCUGCUUUACACAGGAUUGUGACUAAAAUGCGUCUAUGUGGCCUGAAGAUCACAGAUGUUGAUAUGAUCGAGAAGACUCUAUCCACCUUCCACCCUGGCAACAUAGUACUGCAACAGCAAUACAUGAACUCAAAGUACACUAAGUACUCUGAGUUGAGUGAAGUAUUGUCUGUUGCCGAACAACAGAAUGAGGUUCUUAUGAACAAUCAUUCUGUCCGGCCCACCGGCUUCAUGGCUAUGCCUGAAGCAUACGCCAACGUUGCUGAGAGUUCUCGCAACCAUAAAAGAGCCUGUGGAAAGGGAAAGUGGAAGGGGAAAAGAGAUGCCAUGUUUAAAGGCAAAGGAAAGGGAAAGCCCAUAGGUAGAGUCGAACCCAAGAAGGAAAGAGGUGAUCAUAGUGGGGAAGAGCAAGGUGAAUGCUACAGAUGCGGGACAAAGGGACAUUGGUCCCGUAAGUGCCGCACCCCCAGACACCUGGUUGACCUUUACCAGCAGAGCAAGAAAAGGAAAGGUCAACAUGUGUCCCACUUCACCGCUGAGCCAGAAGCUCAGAAGCGUGACGAUAUGAAUGUCGACACGAACGGUGAAGAUGUCCAAAUGGAUGAAAAUGAGGACAGUCUUCUUGAUGACUUUGAUAUAUUUUGGGACCUGCAGGGAUCUCCAAAAUACCAUGUUAAAAAUGAUGUCCACAUGUAUUAG